Amphimedon queenslandica is the source of this 2433-nucleotide messenger RNA. RefSeq lists its product as uncharacterized. The record is from RefSeq and is a predicted model, not a curated record. Lineage: Eukaryota; Metazoa; Porifera; Demospongiae; Haplosclerida; Niphatidae. The transcript has 16 exons. Gene Ontology annotation, molecular function: protein binding. Bases 60 to 2180 code for a protein of 706 amino acids.
GAGUUUUAUUGUGAAGAUUGAAGAAAGGCUGUGAAGAAACUAGAAAGACUAUUAUAUCGAUGUUAAAGAUGUCCCUUACUCCGUUACUGUCCUUAUUUUUUGUCUACUUCAGUCUUCUCUUUUAUUCAGUGGAUUCUUGUUCAACAGUAUCUAGAUCAGGUGUAUCACUAACUGGAGUAUGUCCUAAUGAUACUUUUACUGUACCCAUUGGAACAACACUAACUUAUGAGUGCUCUUACAGCUUUACUUCAGGAUAUUAUCCGUUUUGGAAUGUUAGUGGAACCGAACUGGCUGGUGGUAGUUUCAUACCACCUGGAAUAAGUGAGUAUGUGUUCGAUAGCAAUAUUGGAAAAGCUACUAUAACUAUUUUAACUAAUGGAAAUGUCACAAUGUACAUACAAUGUGGAUUAAGAGGAGUAGGACCAAAUAUUAAUAUGGAUCUAACCUCUCGAGUGAGGUUUAUUGAGACAGAAGUAGUUACCUUUGGUCCUCCUUCUUCAUUAUCCCACGAGUUAAGAGAGAAUGAUACUGUCAAGUUGUCAUGGUUACCUCCUCUAGUAGAAGCCGUAUUCACAUAUAAUAUAAUAAUAAUGGAGUCAACUAAUAAUUCACUGACAGUAACUAAUAUAAACAUUACCAACAAUACAUAUGUAAUAAUAUCACCAAGGGACAUAGUGCAGUAUACUCAAUGUAAGGAGUAUCAGUGGGGGGUGAGAGCAGCUGGUAGUAAUGUCAGUCUAUAUGGAUUUACUAAUAUAACAAUGGCAGAUACCAACUUUACCAUUAUAUCAGCUCCCUUUGUUCCUGAUGAAUUGAUCAUUUUUGUAAAUGACAGUACUUCUUACAGUCUUCAUUUUAACGUAUCUUUACCGUGUGACUAUAACGACUUGUUUAAUAACUAUACUUACACGCUGUUGCAAAGAGAUUACUGCAAACGAGAGAUUAAUUCGUCAUUGAUUGAGAUCACAUCCGAACAAAUUGAUGAUAAUGAUGGAUCGACUGUAUCAAUCAGUGUUAACAUUGAAUCAUUGAUACAUAACUCAACAUGGUCUGUGGCUGUUAGUGUAUCAAACAGGUUUGGUUCUGAUACUACAGAUUAUACUAAUAUCACAAGUAAUUCAGAUGAUGGUCCAGUUAUUAAUUGCCAGUCUGAUCUUUUGAUGUCUUCUACCAUACUAUCAUCAGAGACGACAUCAGCAAUGUCUUCUACUACUGUAUUCUCUAUGUUCCCAACAUCACCUUUACCUUCUCUACCUUCUCUUACUUCUCAAGCUGUUGCCACUGAAACUCCCACACUUGGAACUAGUGAUCCAAAUGAAUCCAAUUCUUCACAGAUAGUUGGUCCAGUAGUUGGUAUACUAGUAGCAAUAUUGCUAUUAGUAGUAGCAGUGAUAGUGAUAGUGAUAGUAGCAGUUAUCCUGUACAAAAGAAAAAGGAAUGAUGAUGGAGGUAGUAAAACUGUAAAAGGCAAACCUGAAACCAAUGGCGCUCAGGGGAGGAAUGGUAAUGGAGACUCUAACAAUAUGGGGGCUCAUUCUUCUACUAAUGAUACUAAUGGUGAAUCAAUGGUUAAUGAUGGCUACCAGAGUCGACAAUACCCGUCCCCUGGUAAUCCAGGUCCCCAGUCUCCUACUGAUCCUCACUCCAAUAAGAAUAAUAACAAUAUAUAUGACAAGCUUGGUGCUCUAGAGUCUAGCAAUACUUAUGAGCAGCCUGAUGCUGUUGAACUUCAUUUAGGUUCUAUUGCAUCUCCUGACCCAAUGUAUCAGGAACCAGGGACUCUAAUGCCUCCUUCUACUCCUGGCGGUCGCUCAAGAUCAAAAUCACCAUCUCAUCUGAAUUCAUUGUACUCAGAACCACUUGACUCAGCUCAGGCAACCCCCAUAAGGUCUCGCUGCUCUAUUACUCCUCAGAGGUUUGACUCUCAGCCAGCAAUGGACUCUGGUCUGGUUGAUAUGCCUGGAUACACUGAAAUACCAGCUAACAAUAGAAAGAGUACUAUUAGUAAAAGAAAAUCGGAAAUUCGUAGCCCAAGCGUUCCAUUACCUCCUACUCCUGUUGAAGAAGAGGCACAGCAUCAGUAUGCUGAUAUGGGAGAAAUAAGAAAAAAUAAAGUUAUAGCUCCACCCAUUGUAAUUAAUGAUGAUGUCAUAUAUGCUGACGUGACUAGUGUAUCAUGAGCUUGAGAGACUUGACUGUCAUCUUUUCCUUCAUUCUUCUCUUUUAUCUUACAAUAACAUACUGUAUAUAGCUUUGUGUUUAAAUUAUUGUGUUUAAUAUUAUGUGUCUCUUUCUCUCUGACUAUGGUCAGUGUCGUGUCUGUUAGUGUAUCAUUGUAUUUAUCCAAGUCCAUUGUAGCUCCUUUGGAAGUACUGUCUUCAAACUCUUCAUUAAUUGCUCUUUUACUCAUUCUGCAAAUGCACUUUUAUUCUG